UAUCAACAAUGUAGGCUUGAUAAAAAAAACUCAGUUUUGACACUUGACGGCCAUAACCUCAAUAUUUCACCAAUACUCGCAUCGUAUUGCUUGUGUAUGUGUGUGUACAAGUGCCACUUCAAUAGCAAAUUUUCGCAAAGACUUCCCCGUAAUUGAUUUGGAAAACUCAGUGUCAAAAAAAGUCUUCUGGUAGUAAUAGGUUUCGAUAAGGGGCACAACAAUUUUUUUUUUUCAACGAAAAGCCAAACUUGAUGUGAACAUGUUGUGAAAGUGGUUUAAAUAUACAAAUCUAUCGAAAAUGAUGAUAUUUUGCAAUUAGCACUAUUUAUUAUUGUUGACAUAACUUGUUUUCAUUCGAUGACAGCUUGAAAAUUGCUUUUGUAUUGACAUGAACCAAAACGAGUAGAUUUGCUCUUUUUCGUUCGGAAAAUAUUGUGAUGAGGCUUUUUAAAGGCCAUGUUUGCACUUUUAUCACAUAUUUUCAGUAGAACUUGCAAAACUACCAUGAGCGGACUAAAUACUACGAAAAGUAGACUGAUGCUAUCCACUGCCCAUGCAUUGAUUGGUUUGGGCUUAAUUUUAAUUCAAGUAUUGCACACCAGUUCAGUAUUCGAAACGAAAACAAAUUUCAGCCGAAAGAAUCGACUCGAACGGCACACAUACUUUCGAAAUGAGGAUGCAAUUUACAUGUAUAUUUACCACACCAUGGCUGAGGCCAAGGACUUUCGUACCGGAUUCGCACAAAUCAUGGAAAAUAAUUACACUGAACAUUUACAUACAGUGAAUAGCAUCGAACGUUACUCAAUUUUACCUGAAAUUGUGAUUGCAUAUUUAUAUAAACAAUUUAUCCAGUUGACUAUGUACUAUAACAUUCCGACGGUGUCAUGUUGGGAACGUGUUGCAUCGAGCGAUCCAGACCAAUCUGUGGACAAUAUGCUGAUCGAUGUUGAUACUUUUGACGAUAAUGAUAAUACGAUUUAUCGACAUAAUUUAUACCAUUACUAUGAUCAGCAUACAAAUGUGGUGUGCGAUGGACCUGGUUUGCCAAUUUUCUUUUACCUUGAAGUGACAUGGUAUAUGGGUGGACUUUCUCUAUUCAUUGUAUAUUUGUUUGCAACUUAUUUGAGUCGUAACGUGUUCGCCGGUCUGUUCGCCGCAUUAUAUUAUUUUUGCAUUCACAAUGAUGCGACUCGAAUUCAUACGAAUCCAGCGGCACGUGAAAACUUUGCCAUUCCAUUUAUCAUAAGCCAAAUUUAUUUUUUAACCGUUUGGAUCGAGCAUCAUAAUGGAUACUACACGAAAAUCGACAAGAUAAAAGAAGAGACAAAAGACUCGACGACUAAAAUAAAUAAUCUUGAAGAGAGCAAUCGAUCAAAUCACAUCAAAUUGGCAUUUUUCACAGCGUUUGCCAUUUUAAUAUGGGAUUUUUCCACAUACAUUUUUGCCGCUCAAAUUCUCAUCGUUUUAUUUAUGGUAAAAAUGCGUCUGAUCAAACGGCGUCAUAUAUUUUUGCAGAAUUUUCUACUUGCCCAAAUAAUGGCCCGGUUGAUAGCCACAAAUAUUGUGAAAUAUGGAUGGGCCGAAUUUCAUCACAAACCUAUGAAUUUCGAUUGUUCAGCGUUGAUCACAUUGUUAUUGUAUAUCGUGCAAAAGUAUCCAACACAUAAUCAUCGGAGUAAAUAUCGAAGAAUUGAACGAAUCAUUUUACGUUUAUUUUUGUUGGUAAUGGCAUUCACAACGGUGUUUGAGCUAAUAUCCCAACGAAAUUUUAACUCACAAUACAUGGAUGUAUUGCUUACGAAAUUAUACCUGAAGGAGCCAACAUUUACAGCACUGUUGACAAUGUGUCGUAAAGAUUACAAGUUCAUCGAUGUCGGAACGUUGAAUGCAUAUAAUUCGCUCUUUGGUAGUAAAGUACUGAUUGUAUUCAUGUUGACAGUGGUGCCAAAUUGGUUGAAGCAACAACGAGAAGUGGACGAAAGUUCCAAUGAUCGAAUUCAACGUGCCAAAAACUAUUUGCUCGAAGACUAUUUGGAAGAGAAUAAAUUGUCGAUGGCGGAUUUGGCGAAAAUUGAGAAAAAUUCCAAGCUCCAAGUUUGCUUAGAUCUCCUAAAAGUGUGCAAGUACGAUUAUGAAAAGUACAAGUAUGAACGAAAACGUAUGCUAGAAGAAGAGAAUAAAGAGCGUCCACAAAUUGAACGUGAUGCAUUUCUGAACGAAGUGCGACGGUACAAAAGUGAAAUCAGUGAAACAACGGAAGGAACUCCGCCGAUAGAUGACAUUGAAAUUGAACCGGAAUCAGAAGAUCAAGAACCAAAAGCAGACACUGAAACUGAAAAUCAAAAACAUCACGAUAGACAAAAGGUGAAUGGAGUGACUGACAAGAAUAAAACUGAUACUGAUUCAACGACGGUUGAUGCGGUACGGUUUGACUGGCGUAAAUUGCUAACCAUUGAAAGAUCCGAGUAUUUUUAUAAUUUGGCACAAACGGCUGCAUUUUUUCUGUUCGCAGUCUUGAUAAUAAAAGUUAAAUAUGUGUUAACACCAUUCUUAUGUAUAAUGGCAUCGACAUUCCCACCGAAAGCGUUAAUACCGCGAAACUAUGGACUUUGGCUGAUUUACGCGGUUGUAAUUGGCAGUUGCAUGAUUGACCGUGGCGUUUCUAAUAUUCGAGAUCAGUAUAAUUUAAGAGAUGGCGCUUCCAAAGCGGCGCACUUAAGAGACGAGGUUAUCACAUCGGAACAACGCGAUUUGCGUGACAUGUUGAAAUGGAUUAAAUCAAACACGGAUCGCACCGAAGUAUUUGCUGGACCGGAUGAUGUGAUUGGUUUGGUUUUACUGACAACAGGUCGACCCAUUUCCAAUAAUGCACUCAGCGAUCAUCCGUACAUGAAGCAUCGAUCAAAGGUUGUCUAUUCGAUGAUGAGCAAACAAGAUUCGAAUGCGGUGUAUGUUCAACUGGCUGAACUUAAAAUUGAUUAUGUCAUUGUGUCAAAUCGUGAUUGUUUCGGUUACAAUGACGGUUGUAAGAUAUCUUCAAUUUGGGAUCGAAUUCAGCCGGAAUAUCAAAACAACGUACAACUCUGCGCCGAUUUGUAUCAGCGACCGAACUUGAAUUUCUUAAAAAUAUUCGACAACCAACAUUACAUGAUUUUGAAGAUAUUCGAACGUUUUCAAAUCGAUUUGAAUCUGAUUCAAGUGCAAAUGCAAGAGAAAAACAUGUAGUCGAGGUUUUUAUACAAAUUUCAUUGUUCGUAAUGGAAACAUUUAUGCAACAUAAAAUGUUGAUCUAGUAAAAUUCGAAUAGAUUUUAUAGAAAUAUACUCAAUUUGCGUGAGCAAAUUUUAAAAUCUUUUUUUAAACAAUUAUACUUGCGGUAUGCGCAAUGAUGUAUCAAUGUUUGUAUGUCAAUAAAUUAUUGUAUUUAAAAAGGA
Molecule: messenger RNA, 3434 nt
Organism: Contarinia nasturtii (swede midge)
Lineage: Eukaryota; Metazoa; Arthropoda; Insecta; Diptera; Cecidomyiidae
Product: C-mannosyltransferase dpy-19 homolog
Exons: 7
Coding region: 457-3225 (922 amino acids)
Cellular component (GO): nuclear inner membrane
Molecular function (GO): mannosyltransferase activity
Source: RefSeq, a predicted model, not a curated record